This is a messenger RNA of Porites lobata, 3384 nucleotides long. NCBI's taxonomy places the organism in Eukaryota, Metazoa, Cnidaria, Anthozoa, Scleractinia, Poritidae. The record is from the annotation of a GenBank genome assembly.
AUGGCCUCUAAAGUUUACUUGGAAGGACAGCUUAACUACUUCCGUGUUUGUCACAUAGCCACUGAUAUAUUGCCCCCAGCUUUACGAUUACUGUUCAAGCAGGAAUGGGACAGUCGUUACAAGGCAACACUUGGAGAAUGGAAGGACACGCCUCAAAAUGGCCUGGACUUUAAAAACGGUGAGUCUCCAGCUAAGCAAAAAAGAAAUGCCCGACUGUUAGCCACAAUGGUAAAUGGAGACAGGGCGCAGUGGGACUGUACUAUGCUAUUUUAUGCCAUCCUGUAUUCUGACUCUAUUGCGGGCCAUGGACUAAGUCCACUGAUUAGGACAAAUGUUGAUUAUCUCAGAAAGUUUCGCAAUGAAGACUACGCUCACAUGACAGAAGGUCAGUUCUCAAAUGCAGACUUCAAAAUCACCGUUGCAAAAGUGGAGACAGCAUUUCGAACUCUUGGCCUGUCUACUGUAGAAAUCCAAACAGUAAGUAAGCAGAAAAGUUUUGCCACCGAUGAAUUGCAAAAUGUGAAGAUAUGUAAUCAGAAUCUUACCCAAGACCUUCAGACGAAAGAUGCGGAACUUCAAGACAAAGCUACUGAAUUACAGGAGAAAACAACAGAACUUUUGAGGAAAAAUGUGGAACUCCGGGAAGAAAAAGACAAGUUACAAGAAAAGCAUGCUGAACUUCGAGAGAAGGAAGCAGAACUUCAAGUGAACAAAGACAGGCUAAAAUUUACUGAAGAACAACGCAAGGUGUUUGAAGAGCAACUACUGCGCGAAGCAGAGCCAUUUUGCGUCCUUCCACCCAGACCUCCCCAUAUGAUCGCAAGUCGCGAUUACCACGUUGAUAAAAUAACGCAAAAGCUGUUAAACUUAAGGAAGGCUAACGAGAACACUUUAAGUUAUUGUUAUAUUUCAGGCAAUCCUGGGAGUGGCAAAUCUCAGCUGGCUGGACUAGUUGCUGAGAAAUACUACAAAGACGCCAGUAAAGACACAACUGCUCCGUCAUUUGUAAUGACUUUAAGUGCUGAAAACCCAGAAGCGCUUUUAACAUCAUACCUGUCACUGGCAAGAAAAAUGCAGUGUCCCGAGUGUACUAUAAAUACCACCGAAAACUCCAAGGAUCUAAAUAAUGAAAGGAAAAUAGCUAUUAUCAAAGAUUUAAUUGCGACAAAAAUUCACCUUUACUCAUCUUGGCUCUUAGUGAUUGACAAUGUCACAAAUCUUCCUUGGAUAAGUCAGUUUCUUCCUGAGCGUGGAAAUGAGCAGUGGGGCAAAGGCCAGCUGUUAAUCACCACGCAGGAUUGCUCCUGUAUCUCUCCAGAUAAUUCCUUCUUAUCCCAAAUCUCCGUAAGCAAAGGCAUGGAGCCUGCUGAAGCUGUUUGCCUUCUAACCGAGCUCUCUGGAGUCACUGAUAAUGACAUGGGAGAAAACGUAGCCCAAGCAUUGGAUUACCAGCCACUUGCACUAGCCAGCGCAGGAGUAUACGUGAGAAAUGUGCGAAAUACCAAUCCAAACUUUGGCUGGGCGGGGUACUUAGACAAACUAGAGAAAGGCAAACGUGAACUCACUGAAAAUGAACUCGCCAAAGUAAACAGUAUCUACCCAAACUCUAUGACUGUAGCGACUAAGAUAGCUCUUGAAACGGUAAUGGACUCUAAUGAAAUAAUGAAGCAUGCUUUCACUUUUCUUGCUUUUUGUGCACCAGAGCCAUUGAGGUUAGACGUGUUAACCACUUACGUUGGAAAUGCUGUUGGAGAGUUGGAUGAAGAGAACAUACGCAUUCAGAUUCAAGGGUCCUCUCUGUUGCUAAUCGAAAAGGAGGAUGUUGUCAACAUUCAUUUACACAUGGUGGUACACGAUAUUGUCAAGCAUUUAGUUAAAGACCAAAUGGAGGCUAAUGAACAUGCCCGCGUUGCUUGUGUCGCAAUGGGGUCAUUCAGUCAGUACAUUCACGAAGCAAUACCAGAGAUCCUGCAAAGUGAAGAUUCUGUGUGUAGAAGCAGACAUAUUGUUCCACACUUAAAAACUCUAGCUGAAGGAAUUCCAAACAUUAUCUCUACUAAAGAGAAUUUCGGUCUCAUCAAAAACACUAUUCUAAAUAAACACAAUUCUAUUUAUAACUUUGAGAUGCUUGGUCAAGUUUGCUGCUUACAUAGCGAGUACGAGUCGGCAAUGAUUUUUUUCAGUGUAGCUCGAAAACUCAUCGAAGACAAAACGAUAGGGACAGGGCCCGACGAUGUUGAGCAGUUCGCACGUAUUUACCAUAACAUGGGUCUCUUACAUAGGCAAUUGGGUGACUAUCAACGGGCCAAGGAGUAUUCUGAACGUGCCCUGUCGAUCCAACUGAACAAGCUUGGACCCGACCAUGUUGUUGUCGCGCGAACGUACCAUAACAUGGGUCUCCUACAUAGCGACUUGGGUGACUAUCAUCAGGCCAAGGAGUAUUAUGAACGUGCCUUGUCCAUACGACUGAAUAAGCUUGGACCCGACCAUGUUGAUGUCGCGGCUACGUACCAGAACAUGGGUAACCUACAUCGGGACUUGGGUGACCGUCCUCAGGCCAAGGAGUAUUAUGAACGUGCCCUAUCCAUACAACUGAUUAAGCUUGUACCCGACCAUGUUGACGUCGCGCGAACGUACCAUAACAUGGGUACUUUACAUCGCGACUUGGGUGACCAUCAUCUGGCCAAGGAGUAUUAUGAACGUGCCCUGUCGAUCCAACUGAAUAAGCUUGGACCCGACCAUGUUGCUGUCGCGCGAACGUACCAUAACAUGGGUAAGCUACAACAGGACUUGGGUUACAAUCAUCAGGCCAAGGAGUAUUAUGAACGUGCCUUGUCCAUACGACUGGAUAAGCUUGGACCCGACCAUGUUGCUGUCGCGGCUACGUAUCAUAACAUGGGUCUUCUACAUAGCGACUUGGGUGACCAUCAUCAGGCCAAGGAGUAUUAUGAACGUGCCCUGUCGAUCCAACUGAAUAAGCUUGGACCCGACCAUGUUGCUGUCGCGCGAACGUACCAUAACAUGGGUACCUUACAUCGCGACUUGGGUGACCAUCAUCAGGCCAAGGAGUAUUAUGAACGUGCCUUGUCCAUACGACUGAAUAAGCUUGGACCCGACCACGUUGCUGUCGCGGCUACGUACCAUAACAUGGGUCUCCUAUAUAGCGACUUGGGUGACCAUCAUCAGGCCAAGGAGUAUUAUGAACGUGUCCUGUCCAUACAUCUGAAUAAGCUUGGACCCGACUAUGUUGACGUCCCGCGAACGUACCAUAACAUGGGUACCUUACAUCGCGACUUGGGUGACUACCAUCAGCCCAAGGAUUAUUAUGAACGUGUCCUGUCCAUACGACGGAAAAUUAUAAGGGGCCGACUAUUUGAAUUUUGA